Messenger RNA from Hylaeus anthracinus, 6464 nucleotides. Its product is annotated as homeobox protein unc-42. The transcript has 6 exons. NCBI's taxonomy places the organism in Eukaryota, Metazoa, Arthropoda, Insecta, Hymenoptera, Colletidae. Gene Ontology annotation, molecular function: RNA polymerase II transcription regulatory region sequence-specific DNA binding; DNA-binding transcription factor activity, RNA polymerase II-specific. Bases 2562 to 3407 code for a protein of 281 amino acids. The record is from RefSeq and is a predicted model, not a curated record. Gene Ontology annotation, biological process: regulation of transcription by RNA polymerase II.
CCUACCAUCGGUAGCAACCCCUCUAAAUGUUCUCUGCCACCCCCCUCCUCUCAUCGUCCAUCUCCUCCUCCUCCUUCCAUCCCCCCGCGAAGUCACCGGGAUAACUGCAUUUCGUGGACAGAAUCCCACAAGAACUCACGGCGAGCGGUCGCCCCUCUAACACGGCCGAUUCUCGUAUCGUUUUCGGCUUUUUCCUCUGCGUAACGCGUUAUACUGCGAGAAGGAAGGGCAGUCAUCGUGGACGGCUACCACUAUAUCCGUCGUCGUUGUCUUCGCGACGCCGCGGCACAGCCACUCCUCGGUCGCGAGCGGGGCACGCGCCAUUUCACGACAAUUAUUUCGAUAUUUGAAUUUUCAAGAGCCCGGGGGUUACCCCGUUCCUCGUGCUACUUACCAACCCCCCCUCCCUCCCCCUGUAUCCCACCCUCCUGUCACCCUCUGGUUCCGACCCAUCUAAUUGCAUUCACCGGAUAAUCGGAUUGAAAUUUUCGAAUCGAGGCCACGGUAGCGAUAACGUCCGCCCGUGAUUAACCGGCCAAGCUUUCCUCGGCCCUUACCCAGCCGCUUUCCAACCCCCUUCGCGUCCUCCCUGCCGUACGCGCAUUCGACGUCCACGCCGUAUUUCUCGCGAGUAUACGCCGAAAAAAAGACGGGAAGCUUCGGUUUACGCUUUUCCUUUUUGUCUUCGGCCGGCCACGAUAUCGGGACUUGACGCCCGUGAACUUGGAUCGAGAGGGCAACCGCGAGGACCGAGACUCGGAAGUGCGUACCAGAGCCAGUGGGAAUCACCGAUGACAUCGACCGUCGGUUGAGAACCCCUGCUUUCGGACGGAGACGAAAGGACACCAGUGUAGAUCGAACAGCUCUGAACUCACGCCCUUCGAAGGGAACCAGGAUCACUAGGUACGUCGUUCAUGGACGAUCUUUGGAGGAAAACACCGCGAUCGACUUCUUGACAAGAGAUCCAAGUGCCAGAGGGGACUCACGAGCCGAGAAACCAGCAGGAUCGGUUUUCGAACAGUGUCGAUGUUGUGUUGAAGGAGAAGUGAAUUCUGCGAACAUGUGCGCCCCGAACGAACCGUCUUGGAAGUUCUAGACUCGUGGAAGGCUCUGGGAGAGGUACUAUUCAAUUCCUGUUGUAGCCACCGACUAAAUAAAUAAAUAAGUUAAUCCACGAUCUUAUUGACACGCUAGGAGCCACCGUCGAAUAGCUAUCGGAGGCCUGCGUCUAAACCAUAGAGAUAUUUCCGAAGAGGAUCGAUUCAGACUUUAUUCGACUGGGAACUCGGGGACUCUUCGUAAAAGAGUUGGAAAGAAAAGAGACCUUGGGCAAUUUUCCAGUGAUAUUCUACAAAGAAACGAGUCUUCUGCAUCUUGCACGAGUCGAAUGUAACAUCAUCUACUACUUUGAUUCGAAGGUUAAUACUGCGACCGAUGUAAGCAAUUUGAUCCAAGUAAAUCGACGUAACGCGUCGCUAUCGGAUUCGGGGAUCGAGGAGUAAAUCCAGAUUCUAGUAGUCGACUCGGUUCGGUUAGAAGACCGCAAGAUUUAAUUCGAGAUCCUCGCGCGAAGAUUCAACGACAUCGGCAGGUCGUCCAGCGAGGAUCCGCCAGGAAAGAAUUCUGCUGCAUCGAGCAUGGAAUAGAAUAAAAAACAAGAUUAUCCUAUACUAAUAGAAUAAGGAGUUGAGAGUCACGACAAAGUUCAAAACUAGAAGCAUACACUGUUUCGAUCCGAGUAAAUGGAUGUAGCUGGUCGCUAUCACAGGAAACUGACUAAAUCCAUGUUCAAUUUAGUCGAAUCUCUGGUCGGCUAGAAGACUUCAAGAUUUAGUUGGAGACUCCCUCGGAAGGAGAUUCAACAAUAUAAGCGAGUCGUUAAGUGAGGUUUCGCAAGGAAACAAUUGUACUGCAUCGAGCAAUAGAAAUCUAACAAGGAGUCGAGAGUACGAUAAAGUCGAAAACUAGAAGCAUCACUGCUGCAAGACCUCAAGAACUCGAAAAUCCCUCGUAAGGACAUCAACGAUCCGAGCAAAGCAUCGGGUGGGAUUCCGCAAGAAAACGAUUGUUUAUUCUCGUCUCGAUCGAAUAGACUAGAAAGAAGGAUCCAAAAAUAUACGGUUCCUCCACUUGGAUUCGCGUAGAUCGAUGUAACUGGGCCCCUGGCGCUAUUACCGCUACUACCGCUACUACCGCUACUACCGCUAUCAACCAGCUCAGCUUUCCUCCGGAUCGUCCGCUCGUGGUUCCUCCUGAAGGGAGCGACGAAGGAUGUCCUGGUAGGCGGUGGAGGACCCGUGAAGAGCAUAACGAACGCGAGACCUCGACAAGGUCACCCCGGCAUCACCCUGGCUAACGAUUUGUCCGGAGGUACCGGGGGUCCGGGUGCAGGCGUCGGUUCCGUCGGCAGCACCUCCGUCGGCGGGAGUGGCGGCGGCUCGUCGAUACCGACGACAGCCCUCAGCCUCGACCACCAACAGUUCAACAUCUUCCCGGCGAUUUUCAGCAGACAGCUGAACUUCUCCGCGGCCGCCGCCGCCAACUGUGGCCAGAACAAGCUGAUGGACGAGUUAAGGCCGAACCUCGGUUUGCUCGGCGUCGGUCUCGUUGAGAACGACAGCUUUCACUUGAAUCACAACCAAGAGAAGAGGAAGUGCAGCAGUACCAGCUCGAACGAGCAAGAUUUCGGCCUCUAUGGGGUCCACCAGGGCCUCGAGGCUAGCCCGCCAACACCCGCCGCGACGCCCGGAAGAAGCAGCGUCGGAGCCACUUCCACUGUUGGUGCGGAGGGAGCUUUUAAAAAGUUAAAGCCCGAUCCUUGUGCUUCGAGUCCUCACAUCGGCCAUACUCCUACCACCGCUAGCUGUCCAACGCCUGCCCGACGGCGACACAGGACCACCUUCACGCAGGAGCAGCUGGCAGAAUUGGAAUCGGCAUUCGCAAAAUCUCAUUACCCGGACAUAUACUGUAGGGAGGAAUUGGCGAGGUCUACCAAAUUGAACGAGGCCAGAAUUCAGGUUUGGUUUCAAAAUAGAAGAGCGAAGUAUCGAAAACAAGAGAAACAGCUUCAGAAAGCUCUGACUCCAAUUCCUGCGUGUCAAGGUGCCAUGAUGAGGAACAUCUACCCUGGUGCUAGCAGAGGUUAUCAACCGUACCCUCAUCCUCAUAAUAGCAUAAACGGAAUAAAUCGUUACCCUCAGAUGGGCACAACGUCUUAUCCGAGUAUGACACAACCAUUUUCCAUGUCGCAUUCGGCGUCGAACAUGUCGGCAGUUACUGGUAUGAGACAAGAUGCAAUGGGAAUGUCAGCGGAGGACGAAUGGUACAACAAGAGCAUCUCUGCUUUAAGAAUGAAUACAGCUCAUCACCCGAAUCUUGCUGCUCCUAUGCUACAGUAUCAAACAUAAUUGUAAACGUUACAUAGGUGGGGCUACUCGAGAAAUUCACACAAGUAUUUGAAAUGCAAGCACGUCUUCGUUCGCACAACUCAGCAUUGCCAAAUUGUGUUGUCGAGGAAAGAAAUGAAAUUAACGAAAGAACAAUUAUUUCAAGGCACCACCGAGAUGACGUAGGGAAACGGUGAAAUGGAAAAUCAAAUUAACGCGAUUCUCGUGGCGCUUUUCAAGAAACGAAGAAAUCGUAUUACCAAACAAGCAUGAUACGCAAUCGUGCUACCGUUCCGGAUUUUGUCAGAAUUAUUUGUUUAUUGAUAAUUACGAUAGGAAGAGGACAACUCUGGUUGAUAAGUUGAAGUUAGCGAGACAUUGUCGAACAUUUCGUCAUACUGUUAAUGCUAUUUUGGUAAAGCUACUUUGUUAAUGACGCAAUAUCUACAAUUAAAUAUACGUAUUCGCACGUACUCUACGACUAUUAGUGAAAAUCUUUAUGUACACGAAUUCCAUGUGUAUUAUACAGGGUGUAAAACGAGUAAUUGCCUAGGCUUUCAUGGAUGAAGUAACAUGUUGAAAUUGUAGAAAAUACGUUGAAGAACAGGCAAAAUUCAUAUCGAUUCUGAAAUUCAAAGUCGAAUCUUUAUAUUCUUGGCUAAUCUAUUCGAUAAUGAGAUAAGAAGUUCGAAAGGAACCACACAUACCGAAAGAUUGUUAGCGUUCAUUUUAAUGUACAUUUUAUUACUUCAAAGAAAUUAGCCUUUAUCUUCCGUUAUCGUAUCGCAGUAAUUCUACAAUAAACAGAUUAAUAAAUUCUUAUUUUCUGUACAUUCAAAAAGUGGUAAUAUAAUUAUUAAUUAACGAAGACUGAAUCAGCUCUGAAUCAACGAGGAGAAUAUGCAACAUUACAAAAAUGUAUAUCUCUCACGAAUCUCUCGGAAUCAGAAUGCACAAAAUCAUCCAUGAAAUUCAAGAAAAAUUUUGCUUUACACGCUGUCCAAAGAACAACACAUUUUCUUCGCAUUUUUUUUUUAUACUUCAAUUAAACAGAAUUUAUUCAUAGGAUUUCGUGUUCUAACCUUCGACCGCUUGUAACAUUAGCGAUAAUACAUUCCAUGUAUUUUCGUCAAUUAUUCCAACUUGUUUUCGCUCAAGGAUAUAUACAAGGAUACAUUUCGCUGCAUAAUGAACGAAUCCAAGAGCGUUUUCGUAUAACUACACUUGUUCCUGGGAUGUGAAAGUAAGUUUUUCAUAUUUUGUUUCAAUGUUAUCUUUCAUAUUAUAGUACUGGUCAAUAAAAUCAGACAUUAAGACGUUAAAGAGGUGUUUCUUGUUUCGCGAUAUGGUACGCGGUUCGAAUACAGGGUGUCCUUUAAGCUCUGCAUUGAAAAUACCUGCAUUGCUUUCGAUGAUACGGAGAAAACGGAAACAAAAGGAAAAUGUUUUCAAGAUUAUUGCCGAUUUGUUAAUUGGGGUAGGAUUUGUUUAUUAUCAUAAUAUUGCAAUAACACUACUAUAACAUUGUGAACAAGUUCUGUAGUAUUAUAUUAUUGCACAUUUAAUGAUAUGAACCUUUUAACUUGCUAAUAUCGUCGUAUGGUUCCCAUCUAAACCAAACGUUUCUCCUUCCGCCACGUACCUUCGUAUCAUUGAAAGCAACGGAGAUACUUUGCGUACAAAGCUUGGAAGUCUCAACCUGUGUAAUAAUUAAUCGAUACGGAUCCGCAACGUGGAACCCGACGCGCGCAUGAUCCACGCGAUAAUUCGUUAGUUUUCUUAACAACGAUCCAGAACAUUUUCGUUAAUGGAGGGGGACUUGUAAAUAAGGGCGAGAUACAUAUACAGUGUACUCAACAGAUAUUCUAGCAUAUGCGAUUUUUCAAUGUCCUUUUAAGAAUGUAAGCCAUACCUACCCUUAGUGGAAUAUUAGGCAUUGAUUUGUGUGCUUAUGUUGGCCAGAAUUUUAAAUAAUCGGGGAAGGGAGGGUAGAUGAGGGUAACUGACGAUUCUUGCGUUCGAAAUUUGAAGGGCGCCAGGUUUCAAUCAUUUCUAACGCUUAUCUAUUCUCUGAUCGAUAAAUGAAAUAAUCGUUUUCUUUGCGUUUACAUUUAUCACAGAAACUUGACUCUACUCUUUCUAUUCGUUCGAAACGAAUAUUCUAUCUACAGAUUCAAGGAAUGUAGUUUCUCUAUUUUCUUUAAUAUGAAAUUUUCUUUUAAAAUGUGUGUUACUUCAACGCCUAAGACUAUCAACGACCAAUACUUUGCGUUAUACUUAUUCGAAAUACUACAACGUAUUUGAAAUUAAAGGGGCUGGAUGAAUUUAUGAAUAUAAUUCUCUUUUCCACUAAUUGUCACACAAAAUUGUGACAAAGGCAUCGUUAAUAACCGAGUUAUUAUAAGAAGAAAUUGGAAGUACGUCGGAAUGACCGAUAUGUUGGUUUUGGUGUUAAAGAACAUAAAAGAUAUUUGUCGAACAAGAAUUUUCGUUUGUUUAAAAAUGGCCAAAUUGCCCGUUCUCCCUGGCGCCUUUCAGUGGUGAUAUUUGGAGUCUGUCCAAUCAACAAUCGUCUAUAUUGGUGUCAUUUUUCGAUAAGUGUCUAAUCCAUAUAUUGAUCGAGAAUGGAGUUGCAGACGACUGCAUUGUUUUCAUGUAGUUUCUCUGCGACCUUAUUGCUAAUAUCACUCGCGGUGUUCCACGCGAAAUGUUCCUAAAAAUUUGUAACAUAUCACAUGACACACGAACACACAUGCACUUACACAUACACGUGUGUACGGUACAGGAGCGCAUAAAAUGAAAAGAAAGAAGAAAACGUAUACACUUUCACACACGAACACACCACGUAUGUCGAGGGGAAAAAAAAGUUUAGGAGGCGUUAAAGAUUAAGUGGAAAUGCAUACCGGGGGCGACGUAACAUAGUUUUAAGCAAGGGUCACGUAUUGUACGUAUGUGUUGUACAUAGCCUAAAUAAAAAUUACAUUUAAAAUUACACCCUGUUCAUAGAAUUUCCCGAUUGAAAUUAGAAAGAAGAGUAUUAUUAAAUACCUUCAAAGAAGGUAUCAUCAAACUUUUAUG